This is a messenger RNA of Molossus molossus (Pallas's mastiff bat), 2588 nucleotides long. RefSeq names its product glutamate-ammonia ligase (gene GLUL). Gene Ontology annotation, molecular function: glutamine synthetase activity. Lineage: Eukaryota; Metazoa; Chordata; Mammalia; Chiroptera; Molossidae. Gene Ontology annotation, cellular component: cytoplasm. Bases 144 to 1265 code for a protein of 373 amino acids. The record is from RefSeq and is a predicted model, not a curated record. The transcript is spliced from 7 exons.
GCGGACGGCCCCGCAGAGCCGAGGAUGGGAGGAGAUCGGAGCGUCUGAGCCGCACUCGCAGCCUCCUCGCUUCUCCGCUCCGCGCCUCGCUCUCACGGCCUGCCCGCCCUGCUGCCCGCUCGCCCCCCAGAACAUCUUCCACCAUGACCACCUCGGCGAGUUCCCACUUGAACAAAGGCAUCAAGCAGGUGUACAUGUCCCUGCCUCAGGGUGAUAAAGUCCAAGCUAUGUAUAUCUGGAUUGACGGUACUGGAGAAGGACUGCGAUGCAAGACCCGGACCCUGGACAGUGAGCCCAAGUGUAUAGAAGAGUUGCCAGAGUGGAAUUUUGAUGGCUCGAGUACUUUACAGUCUGAAGGCUCCAACAGUGACAUGUAUCUUGUCCCUGCUGCCAUGUUUCGGGACCCUUUCCGCAAGGACCCCAACAAGCUGGUGUUCUGUGAAGUCUUAAAGUACAACCGCAAACCUGCAGAGACCAAUUUAAGAUAUACCUGUAAACGGAUAAUGGACAUGGUGAGCAGUCAGCACCCCUGGUUUGGAAUGGAGCAGGAGUAUACUCUCAUGGGCACAGAUGGGCACCCUUUUGGUUGGCCUUCCAAUGGCUUCCCAGGCCCCCAAGGCCCGUACUACUGCGGCGUGGGAGCAGACAGAGCCUACGGCAGGGAUAUUGUGGAGGCUCACUACCGGGCCUGCUUGUACGCCGGCAUCAAGAUCGCGGGGACAAAUGCCGAAGUCAUGCCUGCCCAGUGGGAAUUCCAGAUAGGACCCUGUGAAGGAAUCGACAUGGGAGAUCAUCUCUGGGUGGCCCGUUUCAUCUUGCACCGAGUGUGUGAGGACUUCGGAGUGAUAGCGACCUUUGAUCCCAAGCCUAUCCCCGGGAACUGGAAUGGUGCGGGCUGCCACACCAACUUCAGCACCAAGGCCAUGCGGGAGGAGAACGGUCUGAAGUACAUUGAGGAGUCCAUCGAGAGGAUGAGCAAGCGGCACCAGUACCACAUCCGAGCCUACGAUCCCAAGGGGGGCCGGGACAACGCCAGGCGCCUUACUGGAUUCCACGAAACCUCCAACAUCAACGACUUUUCUGCUGGCGUGGCCAACCGGAGUGCUAGCAUCCGCAUUCCCCGGGCUGUGGGCCAGGAGAAGAAGGGUUACUUUGAAGACCGGCGCCCCUCUGCCAACUGUGACCCCUUCGCCGUGACAGAAGCCCUCAUCCGCACGUGUCUUCUCAACGAAACUGGCGAUGAGCCCUUCCAGUACAAGAACUGAGCGGACUAGACUCGCAGCCGUCCAGCCCCUUCUGAUUAACUCUUCGUCCCGCUCUCGCCCCUCUCAACUGUCAUAACAGCUGUAACUCACAGGGCAGAAUAUCAAGGUCUUUUUUUAUUCCUUGUGCCCCGUUAAUAGCUCUUGCUUUCUUUGGCCAGGUUAGAGGGGUCAAGUUCUUAAUCUCUUCACACACACACCCUUUUUUCCCCUAUCACUGAAGCUUUCUCUAGUGUGUUAGUGGGGAGGGGGUGGGGGAACAUAACCACUGCUUCACUUAAUCAGGUGUUUGUCCAACAGGCGUAGCUAUCCGGACAGAGCAUAGUGUUUGUGAAGGGAGGGAGAGGACCUUUUUCUUCAAGGUAGCUGAAGGGGGCGGGGGUGCUCAGCUUAUAAUGUGGUUAGGUUAGAUACUCCCUCUUGGUGGGAAGUUCCAUUUCUGCAAAGGUCAUAACCAGUUUUCUAAUUAAAGUGACAAUUCGGAAAGCAUGGGAGUCAGGCAGGAAGGUGCCCUCUCACCCUGGGGUGCCCCCUGGCCUGGGGCUAAGGCCCUCACUGGAAGACAAGCUCAGCAUAAAGGGGUGGGGUCCCUACCUGAGCAGAAAAAGUUCUCAUUGCUUGGUCCUCCAUUUAUAACACAAAUCAGAGUAGUAUUUUUAUAUUUAAAUGCAAAAACAAAAAAAUUAUAUAUAUGGGUGUGCGGAUAAGUGUGCUUUUUCUGAAGGAGAAAAACCAUCCUGGUCACUGGGAGCCAGAUUUGAGGCGAGUGGUCGGGUUAGCAACAAGGCUCUCCUUUUUUGGGGUGGGGGUGAGGGUGGUGGUGCCUGACAAGUUGGCUGUUAGGGUCUGUUAGACCCUCACUACCAUUUAAGGGUUUCUGUGCCCUGCCCGCCCUUCUGGAGGGGUGCACACUGGUCAGCUCACAGGAGGAAGCGGUGGUCACGGCAGUCACCCGAGCCCGUGGCGUUGGUUGAAAGACACACGUAUGCACAGGGGUUUAGAAAUAUGAGUUGGCUGGUCAACUUGAGCAUGUAUGUUACUGACAUGGAGGUAUUGGGUUAUUUCCUGGGGGACUAGCAUGUCACUAAAGCAGGCCUUUUGAUAUAUUAAAAAAAUUUUUUAAAAGCAAAACAAGUUUAGAUUUUAAUCAUAUUUGUAGGGAUUUGAAAGUCUGUCUUACAGAAUUGCUUGUCUGCUUCCACUGUCCCCAUCUCUGCUUCGGGCAGGGGGACAGGACGAGGGUUAAACGUAAUUUUGUAUCCUGGUGUCUCUUCUGUGGGUGAAAUAUUCCUUUCGUUAAGAUUCUGAGGAGUUUUUUUUUUUUUU